Molecule: messenger RNA, 1728 nt
Organism: Aspergillus heteromorphus CBS 117.55
Lineage: Eukaryota; Fungi; Ascomycota; Eurotiomycetes; Eurotiales; Aspergillaceae
Product: amino acid transporter
Exons: 7
Coding region: 1-1608 (535 amino acids)
Biological process (GO): transmembrane transport
Cellular component (GO): membrane
Molecular function (GO): transmembrane transporter activity
Source: RefSeq, a predicted model, not a curated record
AUGGGGACCGCGAAGGGUGGGAACAGUGUUUCCGCCUCAUUUGCGGGUGAUGAUGGCCUUCACAAAGGGCCUGUGGCCCAGAAGUAUAUCGGCACUCUGGCCGAUCAAAGAGAUAUGCAGGCGCUGGGAAAGGAUCAGGUCUUGAGGAGAAACUUCCGAUUCAUCUCUAUUGUUGCCUUCGGGUGCACCUUGAUUGCAUCAUGGGAGGUCGUCCUAACAAUGAUGAGCUCGCCUUUGAUCGAUGGCGGCACUGCCGGUUUUAUUUGGGGCUUUGUGGCGGUCACCGUCGGCGUGUUGUUGCUGUUCGCUAGUCUGUCGGAAAUGGCCUCCAUGGCGCCUACUGCAGGUGGUCAGUACCAUUGGGUCUCGGAGUUUGCUCCCAGAAGCUGCCAGAAGUUCCUGAGCUAUAUCACUGUUUGGACUGACCAACCCCGAUCGCAUCUAGGCUGGCUAUGCGCUACCGGUUGGGAAUGCGCGAUUGUGUCGAUUGCCUUUCUGGCAGGUACUAUCAUCCAAGGACUGGCUAUUCUUAACUACCCUGAUUAUGUCUAUGAACCGUGGCACGGCACUCUGAUCACCAUUGCCAUUACUCUCUUUUCGGUUCUCUUCAACACUUUUCUGGCCAAGAAGCUCCCUCUCGUGGAGGCUUUUAUCUUGAUCAUCCACGUUGCUGGUUUCUUCAUUGUGAUCAUUCCGCUCUGGGUGCUGGCGCCAAUCAGUGACGCAAAGACGGUUUUUACGCAGUUUACAAAUGGCGGCGACUGGAACAGUAAUGGCACAGCAACGAUGGUCGGUCUUAUUACCGCAAUGACUGCCAUGAUCGGAUACGACUGUACGGUCCACAUGUCCGAGGAAGUCCGAGACGCUGCGACAACAAUCCCGAAGGCGAUCAUGGUCGCAGUCAGCUUGAAUGGCAUCCUGGCCUUCAUUGUCUUGGUCACUCUGUGCUUUACUUUGGGCAAUGUGGAUGAGGUUCUCAGCUCCAACACCGGAUACCCUUUCAUCGCGGUCUUCUUCAAUGCCACCAAAAGCUACGCGGCCACAAAUGCAAUGACUGCAGUCGUGACCAUGUCUCUCAUUGCUAGUGUGAUUACUGAAGUGGCCACUGCUUCACGACAGCUUUGGUCUUUCGCUCGAGACGGAGGCGUCCCGCUCGCUAGGUUUUUCGGCCAUGUUAACCCGAACUGGAACAUUCCCCUCAACGCCGUCAUCGUAUCCCUCGUACUCACGAUCCUGCUCUCUCUCAUCAACAUUGGCUCAACAGUUGCUCUCGAUGCCUUGAUCACGCUCACUGUGGGAGCGUUGCUGAACUCUUACAUUAUCACCGUCUCCUGCGUGGCAUUGAAACGAAUCCGGGGAGAGCCCCUCCCUCCGCAUCGCUGGUCCUUGGGCCGGUGGGGCCUUUGGGUCAACCUCGGAGCCCUAGCCUUCCUCAUCCCGGAAUUCGUUUUUGUCAUGUUCCCUCUCUACUCGACCGUGGACCCCACGACUAUGAACUGGAGCUCGCUCAUGUAUGGCGCGAUGUUGAUCUUUUCCAUCAUUUAUUACAUCUUAUACGGACGGAAGACUUACGUCCCACCGGUUGCCUUGGUCAAACGUGAAAUAUAAGUGGCGAAUUCUCGAUGGGGGCCGUUCUUCCCCCCGUGCGUGGCCACGUUAUCUCUUUCCAUUUAUGUCGCCGUUACUAACACGUCGGCCGUCUCCACUACACCAACAAGCUAAUGGAUC